UGUAAUCAAUUAUUUCUUUCUGCUUUGGGAUAUUUUGCAGGUGAAAUGACCAGCACACAUUUUAAGCCCUGCCUUUGCUCAGAAAGAGGUUCCCAACCAGGCUCCAGCAGGAGGGGGGGGAAUUUAGGUCUGCUUGGAGCUGCUUGCUGUGGGAAGGGGCAAGUGCGAUGGCAAACGACAUUCAUUCAGCUGCUAGGAAUUCUGUAGGGUCCUCCUGCAUUGAGCUUUCCAAGCCACAGAAUGUCUUGCUGCCAACCCAGCUUUGCUCCAGGGGCCGAGUGUUCAUGAGCAAGUUUCACAGGAAGACAGCAACCCGGAGAAAAGGCACUGAGCUGCUUGCCUGUGCUUGGAUGUUGGGGCAUCCAUGCUCUAAGGCUUUCCCUGCUAGCAACAGCCCCAGAGGCCAGUUCCAUCUUUGGCCAGGUCUCUGUCCAAUGUUUUGACAGGUACCCUCUCUAUCUUACCAUGGAAAAGUUGGUCUUCUGCCUCGUGAUGAUGAGCACCGUGUCUGUGAGGGCCCUGAUGUGUCCCAUGCGCUGCAGCUGCCAGACAGUGUCUCCAUCUUUCACCAUUCUUUGCACGAAGAAUGGGCUGCUCUUUGUUCCUCCCGCCAUUGACCGACGGACAGCAGAACUCCGGCUGAUGGAUAAUUUCAUCACGACUUUGCGAAGGAUGGAUUUUGCAAACAUGACAGACCUGAUCCAUUUAACGCUAUCACGAAAUACAAUCAGUCAUAUUAUGCCUUAUGCAUUUUUUGAUCUUAAAGGCCUUCAUGCAUUACACCUGGAUAGUAACCGACUCACCUAUAUUGAUGAGGAUCAUUUCAAAGGAUUGAUUAACCUUCGCCACUUAAUUCUCAGUAACAACCAGUUACAUUAUAUUUCACCUGGAUCUUUUGAAGAUUUCAUUGACAUAAUUGAGGAUCUAGAUCUAUCCUAUAAUAAUCUUGUUAAGAUCCCCUGGGAAACUGUCGGGAGGCUUUCAAAUGCCAAUACUAUUAGUUUGGAUCAUAACCUCAUAGAUUUUGUUCCCGAAGGCAUCUUCUCCGAUCUUCACAAACUAGCUCGGCUGGACAUGACUUCUAACCAGCUGAGGAAGAUCCCCCCCGACCCUCUUUUCUCCCGCAUUCCCGUCUAUGCCAAGCCCAAGGGUACCCCUCUAUCCUCUCUGGUAUUGAGCUUUGGAGGGAACCCACUACACUGCAACUGUGAGCUAGUAUGGCUACGGCGCCUGACUAGGGAAGAUGACCUGGAAACCUGUGCUUCCCCACCUGAGCUGACGGGCAGGUAUUUCUGGUCUAUUAAGGAGGAGGAAUUUGUCUGUGAACCACCAAUGAUUACUCACAGAACAGCAAAGCAAACGAUCACGGAAGGACAGAGUGUUUCCUUGAAGUGUAGAGCAGUAGGUGAUCCAGAACCAUACAUACGAUGGAUUUCACCAGGAGGAAAAUUGGUCUCCAACACUUCCAGAGCAAUUUCCUAUGAGAAUGGGACUUUGGACAUUUUAGUGACUUCCACGGAAGACCAAGGCAUGUAUACUUGUAUAGCAUCCAACGCUGCAGGGGAGUCCACUGCACCAGUUGAACUUGCAGUCAGCUCAUAUCCUCAUCUUGCUAACAGCACAAACUCUGGCAAAGAAGCUGAGGCGGGUCCAUCGGAUAUUCUCAUUUCAGCCAAGUCCAGUUUCUCUAACGAAACCAAAUCUCGCCAAGAGAGGAAAGUGGCCAUUGCUGAGCUGACCUCGUCCUCUGCCCUCAUCCAGUGGCCUUCACAGCACCAUAUUCCUGGGAUGCGAAUGUUCCAGAUCCAGUACAACAGUUCUGCUGACGAUAUCCUGGUGUACAGGUACGCAUUCCUACCAGGCUUGUUUCAAGGUUAUUUCUGGCACAGUGGCAGUGGUGGGAAGCUUGACAAUCAGGAGUAA
Pseudonaja textilis is the source of this 1923-nucleotide messenger RNA. The record is from RefSeq and is a predicted model, not a curated record. Lineage: Eukaryota; Metazoa; Chordata; Lepidosauria; Squamata; Elapidae.